GCAGCCCAGUGGCAGAAGAGGGCGAGGCUGAGAGAAAGGCUGAGCUGAAGGAGAGGGAGGCAGCCGGUCCUCCCCGAGAGCCUGCAAGAAUGCGGCAGGGGGCCGGGGGCAUGGGGAAGUACUAACUCCCCGAGGCCCUGUUCGGGGCUUGAGGACCUGGCCCGCGGGUGAAUUUCCUGCCAAGUGCAGCCACGAAGCAGAGGCGCCUGGAAAGCAGAGAGGGACGCUGGGGGUGCCCAUCCCCAGAGUAGGACCCACUGCGAACGCGGGAAGAAGAGAGGCGGGAGUCGUGAAAAGGAAAAACCUGUCUCCAGAUUGGCUCUGGAGCGUCGAAGAGACUGAGGCGCUCGGCGCCAUCGUCCUCAAUGCCUCUCUGAACAGCCUUUAGGAAGAGUGCGAGAGAAAGAGAGCGCGCGCCAGGGAGAGGAGAAAAGAAGAUGAGGAUUAUUUGCAGACAGAUAGUCUUGUUAUUUUCUGGAUUUUGGGGACUCGCCAUGGGAGCCUUUCCGAGCAGCGUGCAAAUAGGUGGUCUCUUCAUCCGAAACACAGAUCAGGAAUACACUGCUUUUCGAUUAGCAAUUUUUCUUCAUAACACCAGCCCCAAUGCGUCAGAAGCUCCUUUUAAUUUGGUACCUCAUGUGGACAACAUUGAGACAGCCAACAGUUUCGCUGUAACAAAUGCUUUCUGUUCCCAGUAUUCUAGAGGAGUAUUUGCCAUUUUUGGACUCUAUGAUAAGAGGUCAGUACAUACCUUGACCUCAUUCUGCAGCGCCUUACACAUCUCCCUCAUCACACCAAGUUUCCCUACUGAGGGGGAGAGCCAGUUUGUGCUGCAGCUAAGGCCUUCCUUACGAGGAGCACUCUUGAGUCUGCUGGAUCAUUAUGAAUGGAAUUGUUUUGUCUUCCUGUAUGACACAGACAGGGGAUACUCGAUACUUCAAGCUAUCAUGGAAAAAGCAGGACAAAAUGGUUGGCAUGUCAGCGCUAUAUGUGUGGAAAAUUUUAAUGAUGUCAGCUAUAGGCAACUUCUAGAAGAGCUUGAUAGAAGACAAGAGAAGAAAUUUGUAAUAGACUGUGAGAUAGAGAGGCUUCAAAACAUAUUAGAACAGAUUGUGAGUGUUGGAAAGCAUGUUAAAGGCUACCAUUAUAUCAUUGCAAACUUGGGAUUCAAGGAUAUUUCUCUUGAGAGAUUUAUACAUGGUGGAGCCAAUGUUACAGGAUUCCAGUUAGUAGAUUUUAAUACACCUAUGGUAACCAAAUUAAUGGAUCGCUGGAAGAAACUAGAUCAGAGAGAAUAUCCAGGAUCUGAGACACCUCCAAAGUAUACAUCUGCUCUGACUUAUGAUGGAGUCCUUGUGAUGGCUGAAACAUUCCGAAGUCUUAGGAGACAGAAAAUUGAUAUUUCCAGGAGAGGAAAUGCUGGGGAUUGUCUGGCAAAUCCUGCUGCUCCAUGGGGCCAGGGGAUUGACAUGGAGAGGACGCUCAAACAGGUUCAAAUUCAAGGGCUGACAGGGAAUGUUCAGUUUGACCACUAUGGACGUAGGGUCAAUUACACAAUGGAUGUGUUUGAGCUAAAGAGCACAGGACCUAGAAAGGUUGGGUACUGGAAUGAUAUGGAUAAAUUAGUCUUAAUUCAAGAUAUGCCCACUCUUGGCAAUGACACAGCAGCUGUUGAGAACAGAACAGUCGUUGUAACCACUAUUAUGGAAUCCCCAUAUGUUAUGUACAAGAAAAAUCAUGAAAUGUUUGAAGGAAAUGACAAGUAUGAAGGAUACUGUGUAGAUUUGGCAUCUGAAAUUGCAAAACAUAUUGGUAUCAAGUAUAAAAUUGCCAUUGUCCCUGAUGGAAAAUAUGGAGCAAGGGAUGCAGACACAAAAAUCUGGAAUGGGAUGGUAGGGGAACUUGUUUAUGGGAAAGCAGAGAUUGCUAUUGCCCCUCUGACAAUCACUUUGGUCCGAGAGGAGGUCAUUGACUUCUCUAAGCCCUUCAUGAGUUUGGGCAUAUCUAUUAUGAUCAAAAAGCCUCAGAAAUCUAAACCAGGAGUGUUUUCCUUCUUGGAUCCUCUGGCCUAUGAGAUUUGGAUGUGCAUAGUCUUUGCCUACAUUGGUGUCAGCGUGGUCUUGUUCCUAGUUAGUAGAUUUAGUCCAUAUGAGUGGCACACAGAAGAGCCAGAAGAUGGAAAGGAAGGACCCAGCGACCAGCCUCCCAAUGAGUUUGGCAUCUUUAACAGCCUCUGGUUUUCCCUGGGUGCUUUUAUGCAGCAAGGAUGUGACAUUUCACCCAGAUCCCUCUCAGGUCGAAUUGUUGGAGGUGUUUGGUGGUUCUUUACACUCAUCAUUAUAUCAUCUUAUACUGCUAACCUCGCUGCUUUCCUGACUGUUGAGAGAAUGGUCUCCCCCAUAGAAAGUGCGGAAGACCUGGCCAAACAAACAGAAAUUGCCUAUGGAACAUUGGAUUCAGGGUCAACAAAAGAAUUCUUCAGAAGAUCAAAAAUAGCAGUGUAUGAAAAGAUGUGGACCUACAUGCGAUCAGCAGAGCCAUCAGUGUUCACUAGGACUACAGCUGAGGGAGUAGCUCGUGUCCGAAAAUCCAAGGGCAAAUUUGCCUUUCUCCUGGAGUCCACUAUGAAUGAAUACAUUGAGCAGCGAAAGCCAUGUGACACAAUGAAAGUGGGAGGAAAUCUGGAUUCGAAAGGCUAUGGAGUAGCAACACCCAAGGGUUCUUCAUUAAGAAAUGCUGUUAACCUCGCAGUUUUAAAACUGAAUGAACAAGGCCUCUUGGACAAAUUGAAAAACAAAUGGUGGUACGACAAAGGAGAAUGUGGCAGCGGGGGAGGUGACUCCAAGGACAAGACGAGUGCCUUGAGCCUGAGCAACGUAGCAGGCGUCUUCUACAUUCUGGUUGGCGGCUUGGGCUUGGCAAUGCUGGUGGCUUUGAUAGAGUUCUGUUACAAGUCCAGGGCAGAAGCGAAGAGAAUGAAGCUGACCUUUUCUGAAGCCAUAAGAAACAAAGCCAGAUUAUCCAUCACUGGGAGUGUAGGUGAAAAUGGCCGCGUCUUGACACCCGACUGCCCAAAGGCUGUACACACUGGAACUGCAAUUAGACAAAGUUCGGGAUUGGCUGUCAUUGCAUCAGACCUACCAUGAAAACCAAAAAAAUAAUUGAGUGCCUUAAUUAAACUGUGUUGGUGACUGAUGGAAACGCAGCCCUGAGGGACACGCUAAGUGCAGGUCUUCGCAAACCAAUCCUUUGGCUGAGAGUGGGAAGUACGUCCUAAGGCGCCGAACAUCAGCAGCAGCAACAUGUGCAUGAGCUCAGCUCGGAAACCCAAACUCAGAUUUUAUAUCAGGAAAACUCAAAAUUUAGAAUUUUUUUCGGGGAGUGGGUGGGGGGAGCUGGGAUGGGUGUAUCAACAGCAACAGAUUUCACUUGAGUGGACCUUAAAACUUUAAAUCAGACAUGCGAGUUAGCACAUUAAACUGUGAAGUUCUUGCUCAGAAAGGCCUCAGUCUUCACUCCAAGGGAUAAAAUAGUUACAGAAGUCAAUGAAUAUGCUAACCUGUGUCUCCAGAACACCCGUAUAUUCAAUGGAAGACUAUCCAGCCAAGAAAACAAAAUCACUAAACUCUGAUAAGAAAAUAAUAAACAAACAUGUAAAUCCUGUGAAAAAAAUUUAAAGGAAGUAUUUACACUUACUUUGGAGAAAACAAAUACUGAAACAUGCUUGCUUUUUAACUGACGUAAAUUCGGUAGAGGACAACACAAUUCUUUUUUCUAACCAUCUUAGGGAACAAUACAUUGCAAUAAUUGAAAUAAAUGCCAUCACUGUAAGAAACUUUAGAGACUUUUUUAAAAUAAAAGUUGUUGGUCAUCUUCUUGUUUGCUGUAACCUUCACUCUGUCACAUGAGUCAGUGUCCACAGAUUACAUUUGUCUCACUACCAGGAACAAAAACAAAAUGAAGACAACAUUAACGUAAAAUCAUCAGUCCACAAUGUAGACUCAGAAGAGACUACGGGUCACUUAUGUUAUCUAUAUUAUUUGUAAUCUUGUUCUGUGUACAAAAUUGUGGUUUUUGUACCCACCAAAAAGAAUAAACAACAGACAUUCUUAAAAUAUUUACAGAGCUUAAAGUUUUUUCUUAUCAUUAUAAAAGUUAUUUGAGAAAUUGUAAGACUAUAGGUGGGAUUGUAGAAGUAAACUGUGGGCCAUAUUUAAAAAUGUAGCAAGCCCGUAUUAUUUUUGCAUAGUGAGCUACUCUUUUUAACAGAUCUUUGCUUCAUUAGCAGUUAAAUUGUCAAAGAUGGAGUGUUUAAAUUGGGGAAUGAAUCAUUGUCAUAACAGCAACAUACCCGGUAAUUAUGUACUGAAAUUUUACUUGCCUGUAUUUUGCUGCAUAAAAUAAUGUGUCUCUUGGGCUUCUCUCCCCAUUCCCAUUGUUCCAUUUAAAUCAUUUGAAGCCACUAAUAAUAUUUUGUGGUAGACAACAAGAAUUAGUCUGAAGAAUUAGUAUGAAGAAUUAGUCUUUGCUGGAAAUUAUACAUGUUUAUUUACAAAAAUCACCUUAGUUACGUAGGGAUUAAAUUAACUUGGUUCAAAAGGAGGUUUAGAUCAUUUGAAAUAAUAAGCACCAUAACACAGAUAAACAUCACAAUACUUAGAGAUCUGGGUAGAAAGCACAAGACAGGAUGAUUUUAGAAGUCUGGCCUUGAAGGAUGAGUUGAGUUUUCAUAGGUGGAGUUUUUGUAGGUGUUAAAAACCUUAUAGGUGAGCAGUGACCCAAAGUUUGGUUUGUCAGUGGAUUGUUUAAGGAGUAUAUGCAAUUGGAUGAGCUGGAGAGAAAUGGGUGUGAUAUCAUGGAAGAUAAAAUUGGAAAAGGUGAAAGACUGAUCACCUUGCUUCAACUCUCAAGAUUCUCAUCGCCCAUUCAAUUUCUGUACUGCAGUAAGAGCAAUCUUAAAAAGUGCAAAUCUGAUAGCUUACACACACACACACACAAACACACACACAGAGUUCCCUCAGGAAAAAUUGCAAGCUCUUGAGCAAAGCAAAUGAAUUACUUUAUAAUCUGGCCCUUACUUAUUUCUUCCAUGAAUUCUCUCCCCCCUACCCAACUUCUGCUGCCUAUAAAUGAACCUCAAAAGCAGGGACACUGCAUUUACUAUUUCCUCAAUCUAUAACACUUCCCUAUUUCCUCUUUACCUGACUAACUGGUACUCAUCCUUCAGUACUCAAAUCAUAUUUUACCUGCCCCAGGAAGAUUUCCAUGACUAUCUACCAGCCCCUGCCCAUGAGACUGAGUUAGGUGUCCUUUUGAUGUUUUGUCCCCAUCACAGCACUUACCAUACUGCAUUGUAAUUGCCUGUGUACUUGUCUGUUUAACUACUAGACUGUAAGCUCUUUGAGGGCAGGGACUGUCUAUCUUGUUCACAGUUGUAUCCCCAGCACCCAGCACAGUGCCUGGCAUA
Messenger RNA from Balaenoptera acutorostrata (minke whale), 5467 nucleotides. It is a transcript of the gene GRIA4, whose product is annotated as glutamate ionotropic receptor AMPA type subunit 4. Gene Ontology annotation, molecular function: transmitter-gated monoatomic ion channel activity involved in regulation of postsynaptic membrane potential; AMPA glutamate receptor activity. Lineage: Eukaryota; Metazoa; Chordata; Mammalia; Artiodactyla; Balaenopteridae. The transcript is spliced from 17 exons. The record is from RefSeq and is a predicted model, not a curated record. Bases 438 to 3146 code for a protein of 902 amino acids. Gene Ontology annotation, biological process: synaptic transmission, glutamatergic; modulation of chemical synaptic transmission; monoatomic ion transport. Gene Ontology annotation, cellular component: postsynaptic membrane; dendritic spine; plasma membrane.